Messenger RNA from Manduca sexta (tobacco hornworm), 4372 nucleotides. Its product is annotated as fibroblast growth factor receptor substrate 2. The coding region runs from base 460 to 1995 and encodes 511 amino acids. Lineage: Eukaryota; Metazoa; Arthropoda; Insecta; Lepidoptera; Sphingidae. The record is from RefSeq and is a predicted model, not a curated record. Gene Ontology annotation, biological process: cell surface receptor protein tyrosine kinase signaling pathway. Gene Ontology annotation, cellular component: cytoplasm. The transcript is spliced from 2 exons.
UUACUUCUAUGCUUGUCAUUGUUCUGAGAUCGGAACUGUCGUCUGUAGUCUAUCAUUUUUCUAAUUUUACCUAGGUACCAGGCUAGGUACUAUUUGUUUUUAUUAUGUACAGAAUCCUUUGAAACACCCGUAGACUUGCAGUCUGCCCCUAUAUUUAGUAUUAUAAAUUACCCUAGAGUGCUUCUUAAACUAAAUUAUGUACCUAUUGUCAAGAUAAUAAUAUAUAUAUGUUUUCUACGUUAAAUUAUGUAUUGUAUACAUAUCAUCGAGCAUAUAGGUUUUCGAAUGUUAUGAACUGCGUAACAGUGAUGAUAACCCGUAUAAAAAUAUACGUUUAGAUCGAUAAAGUCUCUAUGUUUUGAGUUAUUCAUUAUUUUGUGUAAUACAACAAUUUCACGUAUGCCAUCGUAUUGGAGUUUUUAAUGUAAAUAGGCAUAUAUAUGAAAUCAAGGCCAUGUCAUGGGGUGCCUACAUAGUAAAAAGGAGUCUACAGACGUUUUACAUCCUAAUGUGUUUCGUGUGGUGAACAUAGACGAAAAUGGGUCAGAUUUAUGUUCUGGCCAACUAGAGAUCACCGAGUCUGACAUUAUACUGUACAGAGAAGGGAGAGACUCCACAGUGUGGCCUUUACAUUCACUAAGGAGAUAUGGAUUCGAAGGGGAAAUAUUUAGUUUUGAAUCAGGGAGGAGAUGUGAAACAGGAGAAGGAAUUUAUGCAUUUAAAUGUAGAAGAGCAUCAUUGCUCUUUCGUACCUUGCAACAACAAAUACAGUUAAGAAAUGUUGUUCAUGAAUCAGUAUCAUAUCCUAUGUCAAGACUAACUCCAUCACCGCAAGGGCGACAAACUGUACAAGCUAGUGUUGUCCACCGAUCCUCUAUAGAUAACAGCCAAGCAGACAGUGUCAGAGCCGCCAAUAUAGCAUCACAAACAAAUAUUCUGAGAAACAGUACACAGUCCCCUAGAUCACCUUCAAGUGCAGAUAUCUUAGAGGUUAUGCCUUUAAAUCCUCGAACUAACAAUAGUUCCAAUCAUGUUACUAAUUUAUAUCAAUUCCGUGACUUUAAAAGGGAACACAAUAAUAACCAAAGUGAAACUAUGACCAACACCGGACACGAGUAUUGUAAUGAUCUUAGUAGAGAUUUGGCUGUUCUUAGGCAUUCAUUGAGACAAGAAACAGCUUUGAAUACACUAAAAGAUAUUGAGGAUGAAAAUCGUUACCUUGAGAACAAAAAAAGAAAUAAAAGAUUGUCUUCAGGUCAAAUAAUGAACCCUUUAUCACCUACCCUGAGUAAUGAACACUAUGCUCAACUUAGUAUAGAACAACAAGAAGCAGCAAGAUUGUACAUGAAUAUUGCACCAAAUGAAAUAAGUCUGUCACAAGUGAGCAAAAAUGAUACAAUACCCACUACUCCUCUUACACCAAAACAAGUGGAAUAUUGCAAUUUAUCAUUAGGAAUCAAACCAGAGCUUAAUACAUAUGCAAACUUAUCACUGGGUGAGUUGGGUGACAGUGUCAAAAAUAUUAAACAAGCACUGAGCUUGUCUGCUCACUCUGAUUAUAAUCCAAAAUUCUCAGAGUCUGAUACAUUCACUUCUAUGUCACCCGUAGAAGAAUUGGAGGUAAAUUAUGCUGUUUUAGAUAUAGAUUCUAAUAAAGAAAUAGCCGCUAUGACUAAAGAAGUUAUUUCUUCAGAGAAUAAUAAUUCCCAUAGUAGCAACAAAACCGAAAGCCUAGCCUCGGGCAGUACACAAUCAAGAACAAGACUAGUAUCACAGAAUGGCACAGACAAGACUCCUGCAGUAAAUAUACCUGCAGCAACACCUUUAGCUACUAUAGGAUAUACUACUAUAGACUUUGACAAAACUGUUGCCCUGACAUCUGUAGCUUCAGGAACUGAUGUUGAUGUUGAGGGUCCAAGAAAAACAAGACACAACUCCUGUAACAUGCCAUGCGGAAGUCCAGCUUCAGAGAAAAGCAAAAGUAAUUAUGGAUAAAUUGUAAAAAUAAUAUUAUUUAUACUCACAUAACUCAUGAGCCAAAAAUGGCUAAUGCAAGUUUGCCAAUGUAAUCUAUUAAAUAUAAUAUAAUAUAAUUAAGUAAAACAAUCCAAACAAUUUAGCUAAUUCAUUAGUAAUUUUGAAACAUAAAAAUAUAACAUUUUGAAUUGUUGUCAAAUGUUAGUUUCCAUAAUUAUGUAAGAAGGCAACACACUUUCUAAAACAAAUUGGCAUAAAAUUAAGCACUUUACGAGUUAUGGGAUUUCAAUGCAGAUAUUACUAACUUAAAACAAAGCUCCUAUAACAUUUAAUAAAAAAAUAAUUUAAUAUCUGGUGCUAUGAAAUUAAAUGAAAUAUUGACCACAUAUUUAAACUGUUUCUAUAAAACUUAAAGCUACCACAUUCACAAAACUGAGUUACAUAAUACAAGUUAAACAACAUGUGGCAUUAAUUUGAGAAAAUGAGUUAAAGAUUGAAGCAUCAUUUACAUAGCUGCAAAAUUCAGUCUACAUUUGGCUCUAGGGCAGUGCAGACACGCUUUUGCUGUUUUUGACCAUUGUUCCUAUAAAUAUAUAAGAUUACUUUAAUAAUAAUCGCCUGUCUUCUUAUUAAAUAUUAGAGUCUCAUAUUAUUUUCUUGCAUUGGUACCAUACUAUAAUAAUUUAAAAAAGAAAAAUAAUAUUGGGCCUGUAAAUGUAAACGAAUAGGUAUUUGUAUUUGUUUUCUGUUUAAAAUGGAAUUUUAAAUUUAUAUUGACGUAGAUCAGUUUCAUGGUUGUAUAUUUUUCUAGAUGUUAUGAAAAAUAUAAAUUUAGAUUUUUUUACUAUAUAAUAUCUCAAAAUGUUCGGAGUGUAGUUAUGUUAAUCAGGGAUGUUAUGGAUAUGAAAUUUCGGAUACGGUUACGGAUAUGUAAUUAUUUCGGAUUAUCCGGUAGUUUCCGAUAGUUUCGGUUACGGAUAUUUGAUUAAAGUAAAAUAUUUUUAUAUUAUGUAAUACAGUAGGGCGAUGAUUCCUAACUAUCGUUCGUCGUCAUCGUCGAUUAUUAAGUAUCGAUGAACUAAUUGGGGGACAUGGGUGUUCGGAAAACCUCUGUGUUUUAAUUUGAGAUGAAGUUUCAGUGAAGUAGCGCCAUCUCCUCUCCGUGGAAAGUUUUUAUCACACUGUUUACAUUUUGCAAAAUUAUUUUAGUACGUAACACAACACUUUUCCUUCACUUUACUAAAUGAAGUACCUACCUACUCUUAAAUAAAAAGAAAUACUAUUUAUGUAUGAGGUUAAGUAUGUUAUGAUUAAAAAUAACAAACAAACUAUAUAAAAUUCACGUAGCGCGUGAUCGGUGAAACAAAAAUCUGUAGUAACAUAUUAUCCGUAACUUAUCCGAAACUUUUUUAACGGAUACGGUGACGGAUAUAGUUAUAUUUCGGAUAUCCGAUAGUUUCGGUUACGGUUACGGAGCUCCAUAACAUCCCUGAUGUUAAUCACUCUUACACAGAAUCAUCACUUUUUCUUCGUAGCCGAUUUCAAUAAACUAUCUCGACGGCUGACUGCGUAGUUAGUUCGAUUGUUAGUUAAUCGGUUUAUUACCAUUAACUAGUGUUAAGGGUAAUAAACCGAACAGAUAAUUCAUCUGUAAGGAGUGUAGGCAUUUCAAAGAAAAUGUUCCGAUUUGGCUUUGAAUAGCGGUCAAGACCGUUUAUAGGAAUUGAUAGGAAUUCAAUGUAAUAAUAUCAUUAGCAAACAAUGAAUUAGUGCCAAAGUAGAAAGUCACCAAAUAAUGUUGUAACAUGUAACAUACUAUCUAUUUAUUGUCGAAGUAUACGAAACUAUAAAAUGCCAAAGUUUAGAGCUAAUUCGAUACUUUUAUGUAAGGGCCUAUGUCCUUUGUAUAAUGGCAUUUAAUAAAAUUUAUAAGCUUCAAAUAGAAUUGCAUUUCGAUGCUCAAUGUCAGUUUGGAUGCGAAAAAUCUAAGAAUAUUUUGACGAAGUCCGCUCUCGCGUACAUUCCCGAAAUUGUAAUGUUGGUCUAACUAUAUGUGAUUAGUGCUAUAUAGUAACUAGUUUUUAAGUAUUUAUAAUAAAUAUACUUGAGUUUAAGAUAACUUGUUAAGUAAUGAAUGUCAUUUUAGUCAAAUUCCAUUGUACCAAAGAUAUUAAUAAUACACCUAUUGGUAGCAAGGGCAUCGUCGCCGAGGUCGCCUGUGCAAAGCAGCUACCAGAGGAAUUGUAAAAUACUUCCAAUGCCAUUUCCCUCAUAGAGUGGUCUUCCAACGAUGUGUGACCUAAUCUAGACUUAUCUAGACGAUGUUAUUAUUACAUUUUUAUUUUAUACUAGUAAACGACAAGCCGAUAAGUGGAUUUCCUAAAUUUUGAUACCA